This is a messenger RNA of Morus notabilis, 1420 nucleotides long. Its product is annotated as cyclin-dependent protein kinase inhibitor SMR11. The transcript is spliced from 2 exons. The record is from RefSeq and is a predicted model, not a curated record. Bases 364 to 1095 code for a protein of 243 amino acids. Lineage: Eukaryota; Viridiplantae; Streptophyta; Magnoliopsida; Rosales; Moraceae.
UUGUCUUUCUUUCUCGACAGCUAGAGAGAGUUAGAGAGAGAAAAAACAUAAUUUAAUUGGUGAAAAGCGAGCGACAGGGAUUGAUGUGAAUCCAACUCAAAAUUUAUAAAUAUAUAAAAAAAGUAGAGAGAGAGAGAGAGAGUGAGUGUCUGUAUUCUGCGACCUUUUUGCCUCUCUCUCUCUCUCUCUCUCUCUCCUGUGAAAUUCAUCUCUCCCGCCGCCGCGAACCUCUGCUCUGCAACUCUCAUCAGUUUUCUCUCGUUUUCUCUCUCUAAGCUCUUCUUUCAUUUCUUCAGGUGCUUCGUCCUCUUCAAUUUCGAGUUGGUGAUAUCUGCCUUUGCUUUAAUCAUACGGCCAAAUAGAAUGGGUUCUGGUGGUUGCACGAAUCAAGUUAACAAUUUUGAGGAUCUCGGUACGAAUUCCUUUAAGAAAUUGGAUUCGAUUAGUGUUGUGGAAACUCAUAAGGAGGUAGCGGAGAUAUCAGAAGCUCACAAGACAGAUUCUUUAGGGCCGAUUACUCCUGAUUCCGACCGAGAGAAUGGCGAUUUCCCUAUUACCUUGAAAUCUCCACCCUCAUCUGUUAAGAAGAGGGAAAGUGGGGUUUGCUUUGAUUCCGAGACUGAGCAAAUGGUAGAAAAUCCAUCGUGUUUUGAUGAUCACGCCAGUCCCCGAACGCCAAAGGAUGGCAUCUUUGACCCAUUUGCCCCCGGUCCGGAUGACCUGGCAUUGGCUCCCCAGUGCAGAAAAUAUGUCAGCAAAUCGAGGAGUGUUGUUGCCAGGAGGCUGAGUUUUGACUUCUCCGUCAAAGUUCUUGACGACAAGGAUUGUAGAAAUGAUGCAUUAUCAAUUUCAGAUGAGGAGAUUGUUGAAGCUAUGUAUGAAAGUCUGUUGGAUACUAUUGUCUCAUGCCAGACAGAGGUUGUUCUUGCCGAGAUUUCGAGUUUGGAGUGGGAUUCUAAUAACUGCAGAACGCCUCCUUCAGCGCCACACCUAAGUGGAGUUGCUGAAACUUGUCCUGGUGCUCCUCUGAGGCCUGCAGGGAAGUCAAGGAAAAUUGAUUUGGCACUAUGCAGGAGGCUUCAAUUCUCACCGUGAUGGGCUCGUGUUCUCAUAUGCAGAGAAACUGAUGGGCUCAUGUUCUAACCGGUAACUGAUAUUCGUAGACGCCUCAUUAUGCUAAUCUGAAAUGUGAAAACUAACAUUUGUGUCCCUAAAUAUUGACCUCUGGUUCCUAGAGAACAUGUUAAUUGGCAAACAGCUUCUCUGACAGAGAGACCCAACUUUGGUAGUUGUAAUGUAUAGUAAUCGUUAGCAUUGUUCCUAUUUUGAUACAAGUCUCUUCCUAGACCAAAUUAGACUAAUGGAAAGGCCUGCGUUCAACUGUAUUUCCUUACAUUUAUGGAGUUAGCAUUGUUCACAA